UCACACUCGGCUGCCAGAGGGGGCCAGGAGGGGGUUACUGCUCCCCCCUACCUGCGGGGUGCGUGGCCAGAGACCGAGGGGAGGAUGGAAGAGGGGGUCACGUACGCAGAUCUGCGCUUGCCCCCCGUACCAGCUCCUCCACAGCCCGUGAGGCUGUCCUGGCACUGGGCAGCCCUCAGCCUGGGUGUCCUGUCCCUGCUGCUCCUGCUGGUGCAAAUCGUCCUGGUUGGCUUGAGCUUCCACUAUUUAGCCCAGCAGGCGAGCUGUGCCCAGAGAGAGGAGGAGAGCCUCAGCUACGUGCAGCAGUCUUUGCGAGAGAGCUGCCAGUUCUGCCCGGCCGGAUGGGUAGGGGACGCGGGGCGCUGCUACUACUUCUCCUCUACCAAGAGGAGCUGGGAGCAGAGCAAAGACGACUGCUGCUCCAGGGGGGCACAGCUGGUCACCGUCCAAGCCAACAGCACCCUGGCUUUCCUGGCACGCAUGACCCAUCUGGACAUCUUCCACGUGGGGCUGAAGCGGGACAGCGCCAGGUUUGAGUGGAAGUGGCUGGACGGCACCCCGCUGAAGGGGCGCCUCCCCCUCCAGCGUCCCAGCAGCUCCUACCUGGCCUGCGGCAGGGUGUCCGGCUCGGGGCUGUCGGCCGGCCCCUGCAGCGAAGCGCACGGCUGGGUCUGCGAGAAGAGCGCGGUCACCCUGCAGUGGCUCCAGUCCUCCAUCCCCACCUUCCUCUGGGGGAACACCACCUACACCUGCGUGGGGCCCUAGGACCGAGGGGACAGCCUGGGUGCUCCUACGGCCCUGCCUGACCCAAGCACGGGCACCCCGGGGUGCUGCCUCCUGACCCCUCUGCGUCCCUCCCCCCGGCAUCUCUGCGCCUUGCCAAUAAACUCCGG
Molecule: messenger RNA, 893 nt
Organism: Oxyura jamaicensis (ruddy duck)
Lineage: Eukaryota; Metazoa; Chordata; Aves; Anseriformes; Anatidae
Product: killer cell lectin-like receptor subfamily B member 1B allele C
Exons: 6
Coding region: 85-765 (226 amino acids)
Source: RefSeq, a predicted model, not a curated record